This is a messenger RNA of Gossypium raimondii (Peruvian cotton), 1374 nucleotides long. Its product is annotated as zinc finger protein ZAT10. Lineage: Eukaryota; Viridiplantae; Streptophyta; Magnoliopsida; Malvales; Malvaceae. Gene Ontology annotation, molecular function: DNA-binding transcription factor activity. The record is from RefSeq and is a predicted model, not a curated record. The transcript has a single exon. Bases 347 to 1177 code for a protein of 276 amino acids.
AUUCUUAGAUUCAUUCAAUCUUGUCUGUUUGACCCACUUAGGUAUUGCCUCUUUAGCCACCACCCACCAAGAAAACUCAACUACUUACAUUUGUUUCUUGCCCAUUGCCAAAUAACCAACUAUUUGUCUAGUUUAUCAACUUGGGCUAUACUUUUCUCACUUCUCUCCACUUGUCACGCAACUUCGUUCCCCCUUUAAAACCCCAUCCCCUCACUUCUCAGUCUCCUUCAACUCACAAUUUCUUUCCCCUUUCAAACACUUUUGCUCUGCAUCUCUCUAGCAUCCCAAUUCAUAACCAAAGGUUCCUUCGUUUUUUGUGUUUACUUUCGGUGUUGGAAUCAAUCGGAUGGCUUUAGAAGCUCUCAACUCUCCAACUACAACCGCUACGCCUCCUUUCCACUUUGAAGAUACCACUAACUUACACUGCCUGGAAUCGUUCACCAAGCGUAAGCGUUCCAAGCGACCGCGUUUCGAUCAUGUGACCACCGAGGAAGAAUACCUCGCUCUCUGCCUUAUCAUGCUAGCACGCGGCGGUGAUGCCAACUCCACCAACACUUCUGUUAUCCCACACCGCCAUCGUUCUCCUACUCCAACCGCCUCACCACCGCCUGCACCAGCACCAGCACCAGCACCAGCACCAGCACCGACCUCAACAGUGCAAAAUGUUAGCUACAAGUGCAGCGUUUGCAACAAGUCCUUUAACUCUUACCAGGCUUUGGGUGGUCACAAAGCCAGCCACCGUAAGCUUUCAGGCGGAAACGAUGACCAGUCAACGUCGACAACCACCUCUGCCACUGCUGGCGGAGUUAUUUCAUCUGCUUUGAACCCAAGCGGUAAAACCCACCAGUGUUCUAUCUGCCACAAAAACUUCCCUACUGGCCAGGCCUUGGGAGGCCACAAGCGAUGCCACUAUGAAGGUGGGGCUGGGAAUAAUGCUAGCGCAACCGCUAGCGCCAGCGGCGUGACGACAUCUGAAGGAGUGGGCUCAACCAAUACCAUGAGCCACAUCAGCCAGCGAAUCGACUUUGACCUGAACCUACCGGCUUUGCCAGAAUUCUCACCGGCUAACUUCUUCGUAUCUGGCGGUGAUGAUGAAGUGGAAAGCCCACACCCUGCUAAGAAGCCACGUCUCUUGGUGCGGAUGCCACCCAAAAUGCAAGUCAACGAAACAAAUUAGAAGCUUUUUUUUUUUCUUAUAGUUGUGUAGGAAUUAAUUAAAAUUUAGACCAGAUUGAAUGUGUUUCUUUUGUUUUGGUGAAACAAUUUUCGUUUUUGGCCUCUGUACAUAGCACUUGAACAACUCAUCAUCAGUCUCAAUUGCUACUGUGUUUAUUAUUUAGUGAAUUCAAUUAAUUCUUCACAAUUUGGUACUUA